Molecule: messenger RNA, 4167 nt
Organism: Calypte anna (Anna's hummingbird)
Lineage: Eukaryota; Metazoa; Chordata; Aves; Apodiformes; Trochilidae
Gene: BPGM
Product: bisphosphoglycerate mutase
Exons: 4
Coding region: 336-1115 (259 amino acids)
Biological process (GO): glycolytic process
Molecular function (GO): intramolecular phosphotransferase activity
Source: RefSeq, a predicted model, not a curated record
GUGACGGCGGAGCGGGGAGCGACGGCCGCUCCGGGUUCGGGGGCGGGCUGCGGGCUGCGAGAGGGCGGCCGGGGCGUUCCGGCGGCCGGGCGGGCUUGUUUGUUGGCUGCUGCUGCGGUCCCUGUAAGGCAGCGCGGAUUUACUCUUUUAAUUCUCUGCAGCCAAGCGUGGGGGGAGGAGGAUUGAGAAGGUAACUGGCCAAGAGUGUGUGGUGGUCUCUGUGCAAAGCAACUCUUGAAUCUGUGCUGGGAUUUGUAAAGGUUGUUCCUUGGCCAUAAAAAAGAUCCAUCAUUAGAUGCUAGAUCAGUUGUCAUCUGUGCUAAGCUGCAACCAAAAUGGCAAAGUACAGACUUGUUCUCUUAAGGCACGGGGAAGGAGCCUGGAACAAGGAGAAUCGCUUCUGCAGCUGGGUGGACCAGAAGCUGAGCAGUGAUGGAGUAGAGGAGGCUCGGAACUGUGGCAGACACCUCAAAGCACUGGGCUUUGAGUUUGACCUCGUCUUCACCUCUGUGCUUAGGCGCUCCAUCCAGACUGCAUGGCUUAUCCUGGAAGAGAUGGGCCAGGAGUGGGUCCCCAUUCAGAGUUCCUGGCGACUGAAUGAACGUCACUAUGGCGCACUGAUCGGUCUCAACAGAGCAGAGAUGGCUCUGAAUCAUGGGGAGGAGCAAGUGAAACUAUGGAGGAGAAGCUAUGAUGUUACCCCACCUCCCAUAUCUGAAUCUCAUCCUUACUACGAAGAGAUCUACAAUGAUCGCCGGUAUAAAUGCAGUGAUGUCUCUCAGGAUAAUCUCCCAAAGGCUGAAAGUCUGAAAGAUGUUCUUGAUAGACUCCUUCCCUAUUGGAAUGAAAAGAUAGUGCCAGAACUGAAAAGUGGCAAAAUGAUCCUUAUCUCUGCUCAUGGCAACAGCAGCAGGGCAUUGCUGAAGCAUGUGGAAGGCAUCUCUGAUGAGGACAUCAUCAAUGUUACUCUCCCCACUGGUGUGCCCAUACUUCUUGAACUUGACGAGAAUCUGCACCCUCUGGGCCCUCACCAGUUUUUGGGUGACCAAGAAGCUAUCCAGGCUGCCAUCAAAAAAGUGGAAGAUCAAGGGAAAGUGAAAUCUGCUGAGAAGUAAAAUCCCACUGACUAACGCAGCUGUUUUCAAAGUGUUGUAAUAGGUGAUUUAUGUAUGACUGCUAGGUUGCACUGUCUGAAAGUCUCAAUUUCAAGCACUAAAUCAAGGGACAGUUGUUGAGUCUCAGGCUGGUAGAUUAACCCUCUGCCUUUCAAAAACUGGAAUUUAGAUCUCACCUUGAGGUUAUGGCUACUGGAAAAAAGUAUUAAGAGAUCAGUCAGGUAAUGGAAGCUUGUAGGGCAGUCUGCCCCAGAUACGGGGUUGAGAAUGUAGUACAGAAAUAAAAAGAUGUUACUGGUGUCUAGCAAUAAUCAGAUCUGACCUGUUAAGGGGAAUAGCAUCAUCUUACUGGACUAAUUAAGCUCAGGUAGUUACAGGCAGCAAAGCUUUGUCACUAACAAAAUGGCAUCACAUAGCAAAGUUAUCCAGUAUGAUGAUUCUUUGUGAAUGGCCAUGACAGUUUCUUCUGGAUAGAGUUCCUUUGCUCUUUCAGAACACUCUCAGCUCUACAACUCUUUGCCUUUGUAUAUUUAUUCCAAAGCCAGUUCAUUGUUCAGAGGAGAAUUUUGUAGAGAUGUUCAACCUGUUAGAGUUACUAUAGUAGUCUUUUGUUAGACUAUAUUCCAGUUUCUAGGGAACCUAGAAGAAAUUACUUUUCCUCCACCAUGUUGGCAAAGCCUAGCAUGACUGCAUUUUUCUGGCUUGCAAAAAUAUAAUUUAACUCAGACUUUAGUCCACAAGCUAAGCACAAAGAUUUCCUGCUCAGGGUUUUAAAGAAUUGCAUAGCUUUUAGUGAGUGACCUGAAUAGCUUUGAAACACCUAAGUAGCAUGUAUUAGAGGUUUGAUCAUCUCUUAGUCAAGUUGCUAGAAUAAUUCCUGUUUAUCUCUGUAAAACUGGGUAUAGGCAAAUCCCACUCUAAGCCUUCCUGAGCUGCAGAGGUCUCUUGAUUAAACAUGUUCCACAGUAAAAUUACCAUGGCUUUCUCUGAAGGUCUGGAAGAGCUGUAUAAGGUGUUUGAAGUGUGUUUCCUGGGUGCAGCUCAUUCAGCCGUCACACUGGUAAGGAACAAUAUUCUGCCAUGCCUCAAAGUAUUCUGUAAAACUUCAUAAUCACAGCUUGAUUCCUGUUGUAUUGCAUUUGCAAUUUGCACUAAAUUCAAACAGUUCAUACUGUGGUAGUGUAGCAUGUAUGGCAGUUUGAUGUUUUCUUUAUGUACAUGAGCAUCAGGAUAAUUCCUCUUUUGAAGACUUGCUCUAAUCUUCCUUGCAAGUUUGAAUUUGUUACUUAAAGUUGGAUCUGAUCCAUUGUCUCAACACGAGCAUCUGGAUUCUGACCUCAGGUACCAACAUGGGUGACACUUGAGUAUGUUCUGUUUGAGCUGAAAGUGUUCUAAACAUGGCCCAGCUACAAAUCUCAAGAGAAGUUGAUGAGAAUUCCUUUGGUAUGAUGAUAGUAUAAACUUUCAAAAUUAUAGAGUAGCUGUUUUUUUACAGAGAGCAGUUCUGUGCCUCAUUUCUUAAGUGUGAGAGGAUGUUUUAUUUGUUUGAGGAGAGCAGUGUGACAGUGUGGUGUGCUGGUGUGCCUCUGGCAGUCUCCUGGAUACACAGAGGUAGAUUUUUCCAGUUCUGAUGCCAGCUUACGUUAGUGUUGCACAUGUUCCAUAACAGAUCUUUUGCUAAAUGGUAGUUUCUCUUUCAUGAAUGAUGCUUGGGCUUCUCUUCUGUGGUUUUAUUUUUAUUUUUUUGUAGGAACAAAGCUGUAUGUUUCUCUUUAAAAUGAAGCUGGUAGGUUUCCUCUGCCUUUGUACAAGCAAGGAUAUUUCAGUGUUGUGGGUUUUGGUUUUUUUUUUUUUAAUUUCUCUGAAAUACUACUAGCAUCUUCCCUGUUACUCUUUUGGCACUGGAGAGUUUCUAGUUUUCUGCUCACAGAGUAACUCUGUAUCUUACUUGAUACCCUCCAAGUCAGUGUUCCCCAGUUAGGUGGUUGAUCAGUGAAUUUCACCUGUCAAUGUGCUGAGGAGAGGGCCACUGGCACUCAAGUGAUUACAUUCUUCCCAAAAAGUUCAAUAAUGUCAAAUUUCAGUAUCAAGUAAAAGUUACUGCAGACUUGUUAGCAAGGCAAGCUGAGGCACCUGAUGUCAGUGAGAGCUGCAGGCAGGCAGAUCUCUGGGCUGACAGGCGUGGGCUCUCAGUGUCCAUAUUGCCUUUGGCAUUGUGGCAUUGUAAUCCAGAACUUCUUCAGGACUUGAGAUGCAUCUGGACUAUACUUGGAAAUUAACCUGGCUGAAUUAGGAGAUAGACUCUCCCUUUCUCUUAGAGAAUUCAUGAUCUCUUCUGGGGGUAGGGUGGGGAAUGGAAAGGUGAAUGAGUGAAUGUAGAGAGCAUUAAUAUUUCUUCUUGCAUUUGAAUGGGUUAAAUUGACUUAAAACAGCCUUUCAAAGGGUCAUGGACAGUAAAAAAAGAGAAGUGGUGUGAUGUUUUCAGGUGGCACUGAUUCUGCACUGCUGCUUGAGACAUGAAUAGCAAUGGUGCCCUGGAAAGUUUGACUACAUCUGCUUUGCUUGUGACUCCAAAGUGGUGACAGGAUUUUAUGUGCACGUCUGGCAGCAAUAUCAUAUCACAAAAUUAUCAGAUAGAAUCAAUUGGGGAUUUCAUUGUGCUCUUUAAGAUUUUAAUGCCAGGAUUGACUCCUAAUUAAAUUCCAGAUUCAUAAAUGUGUAUAUUGAAGAACAGGCACCAACUUCUAUCAACAGUGGCAUGAGGAUUCCUGAUCUUCAGAGACAGCUAGAUUAUAGAGGGAGAAUUGAGACUCUUGCAGGUAGCUUUUCAGUUCUUGGAAAACAUUUUCACUGAUUCAUUAUCCCUUAAAGUCCUAUAAGGUAACUGUUGUUUCUGCAGUUGACAUUAUGGGUGUGGUUGAUUUGGUUUGUUAAUGCAUUUUUAAAGUUGUGGUUCAGUAGCAGUAAUAGCUGUAGAAUCCUCUUGAAAAGCUUUGUAAAUAUGGUGGAGUUAGUAGGUUGUUUGUAACUCAAUAAAUUCACCCGAAAUACA